Physcomitrium patens is the source of this 1221-nucleotide messenger RNA. Its product is annotated as SKP1-like protein 1A. Lineage: Eukaryota; Viridiplantae; Streptophyta; Bryopsida; Funariales; Funariaceae. The record is from RefSeq and is a predicted model, not a curated record. Gene Ontology annotation, biological process: ubiquitin-dependent protein catabolic process.
UGGUGUUGGUAAUGGUCCGUCUGGUGCAGUUUGUUUGUUCGUUCGUGUAUGUGGUUAUUGAUGCUGCGGGAAUGGAAGUAGAGGACGAGGAGGAUCGAGCGCCCAGGGCUUUAGGUUGGGCCGCGGAGGUGGAUUGUUAGGGUCGCGGGUGAUCUUCGCGGGUUCAAUUUGGGAACCCGUUUGGAGAAUUGAUACUUGGGGUGCGAUUUGUGUGCGCUUUGGGGGGCCGUCGAAGGGCAGCGGAUUGCGGUCCGUGGUCCGAAGGAUUGACGAGAAGCGAUGUGAAUCUGGGCGCGGCAUCGAUCGGGUGUUUGUGUGUUGCGGUUGGGCGUGGGUGUCGCAGAACACGCAGCAGAUUGGGGAUCCGGUGACCGUUGUUGGUGGCCAUGGCGGAGCAGCGCGUGAAAUUGAGGAGCUCGGAUGACGAGAUGUUCGAGGUGGACGAGGCGGUGGCGUUCGAGUCACAGGCGGUGAAGAACAUGAUCGAGGACACGGGCAAGGACGCCGUGAUCCCGCUGCCCAACGUGUCGAGCAAGAUCCUGGCGAAGGUGAUCGAAUACUGCAAGUACCACGUGGAUAAUCAGAAGGGGGCGACGGAUGACAAGCCCGCCGCUUCGGAGGACGACAUCAAGGCGUGGGACGCGGACUUUGUGAAGGUGGACCAAGCUACGCUGUUCGACCUGAUCCUGGCAGCGAACUACUUGAACAUCAAGAACCUGCUGGACUUGACGUGCCAGACGGUGGCGGACAUGAUAAAGGGGAAGACGCCGGAGGAGAUCAGGAAAACGUUCAACAUCAAGAACGACUUCACUCCGGAGGAGGAAGAGGAAGUGAGGAGGGAGAAUCAGUGGGCGUUCGAGUAGAGUGUGCCGUGAUAAGGCGGAUAGUAGUAGCAGGCGGGUUGCAAAGCACGAUCUGGGCCUGACAGUGACAGUUGAGCAAGCGCAGUCCAGAAUGCUGGGCUGGGCGUUUGUGCACACACGAGGGACCAUGAACUGAUGGGACUAGAGGAAGUGUUGUAUGAAUGAGGGAGGCUAGAAGAAACUGUUUGAUAUUGCCUAUCUUCCAGCAUUACCGGCAGAGUGGUGCGGACAUUAUGGUAUGUUAAGAUGUUUUGGCGAUGAAGAGUUGAGUCAUCGUGAGUAAGCAAAGAGUGCGCAUCCAAGUGUGUCGGGGUGGCCUACGGGCUGGGAUGCAUGAAUGCAUAGUACCCAUUUCUUU